UACAGAGGAAACAAUGACUUCAACACAAAAGGAACAACAUGGAGUGAGAAGUCAGCGCUCUCAGGAGGCCGACAAACCUCACAGAAGAAAGGGAGAGAAAAUCUUCAGCUGUGAUGAGUGUGGGAAGAAUUUUACCCGGGCGGAAGGCCUAAAAGGUCACCAACUCAUCCACAGUGGAGUUAAACCUUACAGCUGUGACUUGUGUGGAAAGUCUUUUACCCAGGCUCAGAACUUAAAAACACACCAACUCAUCCACAGUGGAGUUAAACCUUACAGCUGUGACUUGUGUGGAAAGUCUUUUACGCAGGCUCAAACCUUAAAAACACACCAACUCAUCCACAGUGGAGUUAAACCUUACAGCUGUGACUUGUGUGGAAAGUCUUUUACGCAGGCUCAAAGCUUAAAAACACACCAACUCAUCCACAGUGGAGUUAAACCUUACAGCUGUGACUUGUGUGGAAAGUCUUUUACCCUGCCUCAAACCUUAAAAACACACCAACUCAUCCACAGUGGAGUUAAACCUUACAGCUGUGACUUGUGUGGAAAGUCUUUUACCCUGGCUGGACACUUAAAAACACACCAACUCAUCCACAGUGGAGUUAAACCUUACAGCUGUGACUUGUGUGGAAAGUCUUUUACCCUGCCUCAAACCUUAAAAACACACCAACUCAUCCACAGUGGAGUUAAACCUUACAGGUGUGACUUGUGUGGAAAGUCUUUUACCCAGGCUGGAGACUUAAAAACACACCAACUCAUCCACAGUGGAGUUAAAGCGUACAGCUGUGACUUGUGUGGAAAGUCUUUUGUCCAGGCUGGCGGCUUAAAAACUCACCAACUCAUCCACAGUGGAGUUAAACCUUACAGCUGUGACUUGUGUGGAAAGUCUUUUACCCAGGCUGGAGACUUAAAAAAACACCAACUCAUCCACAGUGGAUUUAAAGCGUACAGCUGUGACUUGUGUGGAAAGUCUUUUACGCAUACUGGAGGCUUAAAAACACACCAACUCAUCCACAGUGGAGUUAAACCGUACAGCUGUGACUUGUGUGGAAAGUCUUUUGCCUGUGCUGGAAACUUAAAAAAACACCAACUCAUCCACAGUGGAGUUAAACCGUACAGCUGUGACUUGUGUGGAAAGUCUUUUGCCUGGGCUGGAAACUUAAAAACACACCAACUCAUCCACAGUGGAGUUAAACGUUACAGCUGUGACUUGUGUGGAAAGUUUUUUUCCCUGGCUCACAGCUUAAAAAAUCACCAACUCAUCCACAGUGGAGUUAAACCUUACAGCUGUGAGUUGUGUGGAAAGUCUUUUUCCCAGGCUGGACACUUAAAAACACACCAAAUCAUCCACAGUGGAGUUAAACGUUACAGCUGUGACCUGUGUGGAAAGUUUUUUUCCCUGGCUCACAGCUUAAAAACACACCAACUCAUCCACAGUGGAGUUAAACCUUACAGCUGUGACUUGUGUGGAAAGUCUUUUACCCGGGCUGGAGACUUAAAAACACACCAACUCAUCCACAGUGGAUUUAAACCUUACAGCUGUGACUUGUGUGGAAAGUCUUUUACCCGGGCUGGAGGUUUAAAAAAACACCAACUCAUCCACAGUGGAGUUAAACCUUACAGCUGUGAGUUGUGUGGUAAAUCCUUUGCUCAAAGUAGCAACUUACAGAAGCAUCUAGUUACCCACUCAGGAAUUAAGGUGUACAGCUGUGCAAAAACAUUCACUUCAUUAUCUGCUCUGUGCAAACAUCAGCCUGAUCAUGCAGGACUGAAAUCACUGGAUCACAAUGAAUCUGAAGUUGAUGACACAUUGACCGUCACCAAGGAGUUUGUGGAGUUGGUACCGAUGACAGAUACAACGACCGCAGCUGAUAUUUUCACCACACUCAUCGGCGCGCUGGACAGGGUCAGAGUGGACUGGUCCCGUGCUGUCAGCCUGGCUGCAGGUGGUGCGCCCUCAAUGAUCGGGAAGAAAGCAGGCGUUGUGGUCAUCCAAACUGUUAAUUUCAUCCGAUCCAGAAGCCUCAAUCACCGUCAGUUUGACAGUCUUCUCAGAAAGACCACAUCUAUGGCCUGCCAUACCACACUGAGGUUCAAUCCUUCUGAAAUGGGAUUUGUGGUUGAGUACACUUCUGUGAUGAAGCCCCUUGCCAUGGCCGUUAACAUCCUCCAAGGGCAAUCAUCUGUGCACAUGGGCUUCUAG
Messenger RNA from Oreochromis aureus, 2200 nucleotides. RefSeq names its product zinc finger protein 708-like. Lineage: Eukaryota; Metazoa; Chordata; Actinopteri; Cichliformes; Cichlidae. The record is from RefSeq and is a predicted model, not a curated record. Gene Ontology annotation, molecular function: DNA-binding transcription activator activity, RNA polymerase II-specific; RNA polymerase II cis-regulatory region sequence-specific DNA binding. The transcript is spliced from 5 exons. Bases 14 to 2200 code for a protein of 728 amino acids. Gene Ontology annotation, cellular component: nucleus. Gene Ontology annotation, biological process: regulation of transcription by RNA polymerase II.